GCUGGAGGAGAUGUUCAACGGGCUCCACUUCAAGGUGACCCUGGUUAAGUGGCCGAGUGUGGGGGAUACCCUGUCUCUUCUCAGGCAGGCUGCCCAACCGAGGGAGAACCAGGAAGUUGAUGCCUUCGCCUGCUGCAUCAUCAGCCGUGGUACUGCUACCGACCUGCUGGCUACAGACUCCCACAGGCUCGGGGUGCGUCUUGACACCGUCCGACACCUCUUCAUCCCUGACUACUGCCCCAGGCUGGCUGGCAAGCCCAAGCUGUUCUUCAUCCAGACCUAUAGUGUGUCAGGCCCCCAGGGCUGCUCCUCCAGGCCCACGGGUCACCCUGCUCACAGGGAGGAGGAUCUGGAGACAGACGGGUAUGGGGAACCUCUCAGUGUGGAGUCAGUCCCCACUGACGCAGAUGUCUUCUGGAGCCACUGUUGGACAGAUGAGGGUCAGCUGGAGGAGAAGGACCAUCGGUCUGUGUACCUGCAGGCCCUGAGAGGGGCAGUUCUGACAGGACAGAGGAGGAGAACCCAUCUAGUGGAUGUCCAUACAGAGAUGAACGGGGUGAUCUUCGACCACAACAGAAGGAAUCCAGGAGCCAGAUACAACAUUAAUCUGAGACACACACUCAGGAAGAAUCUCUACAUGUUAUAGGAGACAGAAUAUAGUUUGCUCUACUGUAUAACCACUGAGCUGAGGAACCACUGAGGACUACAUUAUAUUAUACAGUAUACAACAGCACCCUCUACUGGCAGCUUUGAUAACCACAACAGCACCCUCUACUGGCAGCUUUGAUAACCACAACACCACCCUCUACUGGCAGCUUUGAUAACCACAACAGCACCCUCUACUGGCAGCUUUGAUAACCACAACAGCACCCUCUACUGGCAGCUUUGAUAACCACAACAGCACCCUCUACUGGCAGCUUUGAUAACCACAACAGCACCCUCUACUGGUGACAACUGUCUUGCAUCACAUAGAGCAGCUAGCGAGGAAGUAGUGCACUAAAAACACAUUCAGUAUUUUUCACUAUGUAUUUAUUCAAGACAUAUGUUUUUCUUUUUACUGAAGGAUUUGAGAAAAUAAUGUGAAUUCAGAUCUGUGCAUUUUUAAAUGUAGCCAAGCCUGAUAAGUAGUAAUAAAA
Salvelinus namaycush (lake trout) is the source of this 1136-nucleotide messenger RNA. RefSeq names its product CASP8 and FADD-like apoptosis regulator. Lineage: Eukaryota; Metazoa; Chordata; Actinopteri; Salmoniformes; Salmonidae. The record is from RefSeq and is a predicted model, not a curated record. Gene Ontology annotation, biological process: negative regulation of extrinsic apoptotic signaling pathway via death domain receptors; proteolysis. Bases 11 to 646 code for a protein of 211 amino acids. The transcript has 3 exons. Gene Ontology annotation, molecular function: cysteine-type endopeptidase activity.